AUGGUGAAGCUCUUGCUGCAAAAGGGAGCGAAUAAGGACAUUAGAACCUACGCCCGUCGGACGCCCUAUGAUGUGGCGGCCGAGAAUGGGCACUCUAGGCUUUUUUAUGUGCUCCGACUAGGGGAUAGCCUGUGUUUGGCCGCGAGGAAAGGAGAGGUGAGGGCAAUUCUCCAGCUUCUGGAGAACGGUGCGGCGAUCAACGGACGAGAUCAACAUAGAUGGACCGCUCUCCAUAGGGCGUGCUUUAAGGGAUGGGUUGAGACAGUUCGAGCACUACUAGAGAAAAGAGUUGAGGUUGAUGCCAAGGACGAGGAUGGGUACACUACGUUACACUGUGCGGCGGAGUCAG
This is a messenger RNA of Morus notabilis, 349 nucleotides long. Its product is annotated as acyl-CoA-binding domain-containing protein 1-like. Gene Ontology annotation, molecular function: RNA polymerase II-specific DNA-binding transcription factor binding. The transcript has a single exon. Gene Ontology annotation, biological process: regulation of transcription by RNA polymerase II. The record is from RefSeq and is a predicted model, not a curated record. NCBI's taxonomy places the organism in Eukaryota, Viridiplantae, Streptophyta, Magnoliopsida, Rosales, Moraceae. Gene Ontology annotation, cellular component: nucleus. The annotation marks the transcript as partial.